AUGACUUUUCCAAAUGUCACGUGGAGAGACAUAUAUAACUAUUAUUAUCAGAGAGGUCUUAAAUCAUUCAUUAUAAAUAGCAUUAGUAAUAUAGUAAUUGGUCUUUUUAUUGCGUUUUCACCAGUACUUCUAUUUCGCUGCAUAGAUAUUUCCAAAAUAAAUACUACGACAAAGAUAUCAGAUGUAAUUAGACCAUUUUCAGAAGGAUGGAAGCGCUCAAACUUAUUCAUUGAAUGUUGUGUUGUUAUUUUUUCGAUUUACGUCCUAAUUCAGAUACUUCAGUUUGCUUACACACUUCCGACAUUUAUAAGAAUAUGGAAAUAUUUUAAAGAAACAUUAGAAAUUAAAGAUGUCGAUCUUUAUGUUCUCGAUUGGAUUGAAAUUUUAGAUGCAAUAGCACAGAAAGAUAGUACAGUUCGCAUUUCAUCACUCGAAAUCGCCCAAGAAAUCUUACGAAUGGAAAAUUAUAUCACUGCCUUCGUUACAGACCCAGAAUUACUUACAUGGAAGCUUCCUUAUAUGAAUCAGGCAUGCCACUUCCCAAUGACCCGGUUUUUCUUUUACAUUUUCCAAAUAUCUUUGAAUGGAACCGUAAUGGACUCAACAGGAGCUUCAAUUGUUAGCGAUGUACCAGAUAUUAGACUUCCUCAAGUCAGAGAUUCUCUUUCAAAGCGUUUCAAAGUUAUAGGGUUCAUAUUAUUUUUAAUUUCACCUUUUUACUUAGCUUUUCAAGCUUUAUACCUAAUAUUCCACUACUUCCAGUCAGUUAAGAGUUCUCCAAGUUCUCUUAGCAUGCGAAGAUGGUCUCCUGAAGCAAAAUGGGCAAUUCGAGAAUAUAAUGAACUUCCACAUCUGUUUAAUGAGAGAUUACAACGUGCAGACUAUUUCUCUAACCUGUAUAUAGAGCAAUUCCCACCGGAUGCGAUGCAAACUGUCUAUAAAACGGUCUGUUUCCUUUGUGGAUCGUUUAUUGCAUAUUUUAUUUUCAUUGGUUUGUUUUCUGAUGUUUCCAUUGUUUUUGGUGCAUUAAUUGGCCAAAAAAGCAUUGUUUGGGUUAUGGCAUUACUUGCUACUAUAUAUAGUAUAUUCAAUGGAUUGAUUAAGAAGAAGAAAAAGUCUAAAGAUAGUUUAGAACUUUACGAAGAAAUCAGAAAAUUCAUUCAUUAUGAUUUCACUGAUGAAAACCACAACGCUCUUUCUUGGGAAGCACAAAGUAAGUUUACUGAAUUCUUCCAACCCUUGUGGUUGCAUAUUGUUAUUGAACUGUGUGGAUGCAUCAUUAAUCCUGUUGUUUUCACUUUUGUUCUUCCUUUGCAUUCUGAAAAAAUUAUUGAUUUUGUCAGGAAAAAUUCAGUUAGAAACGAAAAUAUUGGAUGUAUUUGCAGAUUUUCUAAUUUCGAGGAUGUUAUUAAUGGAGGAAAUGUUGCACAGAAUGGAAAGAUCAAGAGAUCUAUAUCUAAUUUCAAACUCUAUGGACAGCAAUCAAUUAGAAAAGAUCAGCCAAAUUUGAUACAAUUUGAUGCUGACGAAAUGCAAGCAUUAGUUGACUCAAAUCAACCCGCAGCAACGCUAAUGGAACCAUCACUGACUGAUGUAAGAAGUAUGCUCCCUCCACCUUCAUAUCCAAGAUUUUGA
Trichomonas vaginalis G3 is the source of this 1635-nucleotide messenger RNA. Its product is annotated as process utilizing autophagic mechanism. Gene Ontology annotation, cellular component: phagophore assembly site; autophagosome. The transcript has a single exon. Gene Ontology annotation, biological process: protein localization to phagophore assembly site; autophagy of mitochondrion. Bases 1 to 1635 code for a protein of 544 amino acids. The record is from RefSeq and is a predicted model, not a curated record. Lineage: Eukaryota; Parabasalia; Trichomonadida; Trichomonadidae.